Periconia digitata is the source of this 3542-nucleotide messenger RNA. Lineage: Eukaryota; Fungi; Ascomycota; Dothideomycetes; Pleosporales; Periconiaceae. The record is from the annotation of a GenBank genome assembly.
GGUGACAUGCGACGCACUCGGUUCAUAGCUGCACUUUUGGCCUCGCUGAAUGCUGCGAGUGCCACUAAAUCCCACAAGACUUUUGCCAACUACACUGCCGCUGAGCUUCCGCAGGAUGUCUUCUCCAUCUACGGCGACCGCCCGGACGGCUGCCCCCCAUGCUUCAACUGCAAUCUCGACGACUUUCAGUGCCACCAGUUCGCCAAAUGUAUAAAAGGGAAUGGCAAGUGUGACUGCACACCCGGUUUUGGAGGCGAGGACUGUUCAACGCCUCUUUGUGGCGCCCUGCCCGAUGGCAACAGGAACCGAGCACCGAGAGACGGCAACUCCUGUGAGUGCAAAGACGGUUGGGGUGGCAUCAACUGCAAUGUUUGCCAAACCAACCAAGCCUGCAACGCCAUGAUGCCUGAAGGCGAGGGUGGAGUCUGCUUCAAACAGGGUGCCCUCGUCAAGGAAAACUUCCAGAUGUGCGACAUCACCAACAAGAAGAUUCUCGAUCAGUUGAAAGACAAGAAGCCGCAGGCGACCUUCUCAUGCAACGCCGAAACAGACGAAUGCAACUUUCAAUUCUGGGUUGACCAGCGAGAAUCAUUCUACUGUGCCCUGGACACCUGUACCUCAUCCUUCACCGCCGAAACCUCCCGAAACAUCUCCGACUACGAAUGCCAGAACAUCAAAUGUGCAUGUGUGCCUGGAAGGAUGCUGUGUGGCGAGGAGGGAUCAAUCGACAUAGGAGAGUUCUUGACCGAGUCAAUCAAGGGCCCUGCUUCGUUCAAGUCUAUUUCCACUGAAGACGGCAAGGAUAGCGGUAGUAUCUUCUCUGAGCCAGCAAUGGACGACUUGAUUCAGAGCAUCUUUGCCGACCAAAGCAUUUUCCUCCAGUGCGAUGCUGGAGAGUGUCUGUACGAGACCGAAGUCCCAGGCUACGAACGACCUGUCAAGACUAUCAACACGCCCCUGAUAGCCAGUGUCAUUGCUGGCUGCGCUUUAUUCAUCGUUGCAGUCAUUUUGAUUGCCUGGUAUCUGGCGCGAAGAGCCGAGAGGAAUCGCUAUGGUCCCAUUCAUCUCUCAGAUGACGAGGAAGACGAGAGUGCCAAAAUACUUGCAGAUCAGAAACCUGCCGCCCUUGCUUUCGAGAACGUUUCCUACAAUCUUAACGGCAAACAGAUUCUUUCUGGCAUAUCCGGCACAGUCCAUCCAGGAGAGCUCAUGGCCAUUAUGGGCGCCUCUGGUGCAGGCAAGACAACCUUCCUCGAUAUACUCGCUCGUAAGAACAAGGUCGGUGUACACGGUGGCGACUUUUACUUGAACGGAGAAAAGGUCCUUGACACCGAGUUCCGAAGUGUCAUUGGAUUCGUCGAUCAGGAUGAUACCAUGCUCCCUACUCUGACGGUCCAUGAAACCAUUCUCGACUCAGCACUCUUACGACUCCCACGAGAGAUGAGUCGUGCGUCAAAAGAGCAAAGGGUUGAAGAUGUUGAGAAACAGCUGGGCAUCUACCACAUUCGUCACCAGAAGAUAGGCUCAGAGGAGAGCGGCCGGGGCAUCUCUGGUGGCGAGAAGCGCCGUGUUGGUAUCGCAUGCGAGCUCGUUACGUCUCCCAGCAUUCUCUUCCUCGAUGAACCGACGAGCGGCCUGGAUGCUUUCAACGCUUUCAAUGUGGUGGAAUGUCUUGUACACCUUGUCAAGAACUACAACCGAACCGUCAUCUUCACCAUUCAUCAACCCCGAUCCAACAUCGUCGCUCUAUUCGAUCAACUCGUUCUACUUGCUAAAGGUAGGACGGUUUAUUCCGGACCAUUUGAGAGCUGCCAGGCCUAUUUUGACAACAUUGGAUAUACCUGCCCUCCCGGUUUCAACAUCGCCGACUACCUAGUGGACCUUACAAUGCACGCGAGUACAGCGACUCGCUUCAUCGAAGAAGACGGAUCUUUGUUUUCUAGGGAUGGGUUGGGCACUAGAGCGAGCAGUGCAAUUGGUGUCAAGUCUAUCAGAAGCGUCAAUACCGACCAGGACACGUUGGGAGCCCCUAGCAUCUCAAGCAUUCGACCAAAGAGUAAGCGCAGGACAUCGGUGCGACAGCAGCAGGAGCGUGAGCUUUUCACACGGAAGAAGAGCUCUGCGCCCCAAGACGGUGGACCCCCUCCUCAAAUUCUGGAUGAUCCUGAUGAGCUCCCUCCACCUGCUGAUGGCGGCACCGGCACCAACCUAGAUACUCUGGUCCGCGCGUAUCUGACCUCAGAUGUUGCUGGAUCUGUUCACGACGAUAUUGCCACCGCAGUCACACAAGCAAACGACGCAAAUGGCCAUAGUAGUACCGGCCAACAGUCCAAUGGAGUAGCAAUUGCUGGCAAAGUCAAAGGGUUCCGUAAAGUUGGUCUGGUCGGCCAAUUCGUCAUUUUGUCGAAGCGAACCUGGCGCAAUCUAUACCGGAACCCCAUGCUGAUGCUGACGCAUUACGCCAUCGCCAUUGUACUCGCCGUGUUUCUCGGGUUUCUGUUCUUUGGUCUGACAGACGACAUCAAAGGCUUCCAAAAUCGUCUUGGUCUCUUCUUCUUCGUGCUUGCCCUGUUCGGCUUUAGUACGCUUACCGUACUUACCGUCUUUGCUCCUGAGCGACUGCUCUUUACCCGUGAGCGAGCCAAGGGUUACUAUUCGCCGAUCUCCUACUUUGCCGCCAAAGUUUUCUUUGAUAUUGUUCCACUCCGUCUCAUCCCUCCAAUCAUUCUCGGUGUCAUUGUGUAUCCAAUGAGCGGACUGAUUCCGGCGUGGCCCGAGUUCCUCAAGUUCAUCUUGUUCCUGGUAUUGUUCAACCUUGCAGCGGCCGCUAUAUGUCUAUUCAUCGGUAUUGUGUUCAGAAACGGAGGAGUGGCCAAUCUUGUCAGCAUACUCGUCAUGCUCUUCAGCUUGCUCUUCUCUGGCUUCUUCCUCAACAAAGACAGUAUUCCAGCGGCUGCCAAGUGGUUGCAAUCGCUCUCAAUUUUCCACUACGCCUUUGAGGGUCUCAUCGUCAACGAGGUAGCCUAUCUAUCCCUAGUAGACCACAAGUACGGGCUCGACAUUGAAGUACCGGGAUCAGCCAUUCUGAGCUCGUUUGGCUUCAGCACGCAAGCUCUUUGGCGCGAUUGCAUUGGCCUUGCUGUCUUUGGGGGAUCAUUUGUUAUCUUGGCUUAUCUAGCCAUGCACCUCUUGCUUGUUGAGAAGCGGUAGUGGGGUUUGCGCGAAGUGUGCUGCUGUUGAAGUAGCAGUUCAUUAGAGUCAUGUACGAUAUAGAUAGACAUGGGCUUCUCGUGGUGCACGCGAGAGCUCCUUUUUCCCUUGGUUCCUUCUCUAGUUCUCUAUCAUAUCUCCAUAUAGCUUUCCUCUUUUUCUCCUUCUCACGUUGCAUAUAGUCAUGAAGCGGGGAUCGGGUGAAGUCCACCAAGUACAUACACAUAACCAUAACAUACCUGCAUGAAGAUGACAGUGCCGAUUUCUCUGCGAAUGCUCCUGUUGUUAAGGCCCUGCUUACCUACUUGCACUGGCAAGGCAGUCAUCACCAC